CUAAGUUUGUUCUGCAGUCUGGAAAAGAGAUGGGUAUGACAAAGAUGUAUAAAAUACCGAGUGCUGCAGAGGUGAAUAGAGACCGGUUAUUUGCUGAUUCUUCCAACUCAAAAUAUAGCUACUGUCAAGUGGAACUAGUGCCACCGGGAAGUGACAGAAGCAGGAACUUCUUUGCAGAGUCUGCCACCCAGCUGUGAAAGUCAUCACUAUGGGGUACUAAGGAGACUGAACUUGGCAUGGGCACAAAGAUGGUGUGGAAAAAUGUCCAGAAGAAAAGUCCAUCAAGGACUUGCAUACAGUAGUGCUGCUCUAGCUUUGGAUGUCAGUGAAAAGCUGGGACUGGACAAGUAGGAGAUGUGCCCCUAUCGGCUUAUGUUAUUCUUAGAUCCUUCACUAGCCAUACACCUUUCUUUUUAUUUUAUUUUGAUUUGUUGUGGUCUGGGUUUUUUGUUUGUUUUUUGUUUGUUUGUUUGUGUUUUUUGUUUGUUUUUUGUUUGGUUUGGUUUUUGUAGUUUUUUUGGUUUUGUGUUUUUUGGUUGGUUGGUUGGUUUGGUUUUGUUUUAGUUUGGUUUUUGAUGUGAAACUGGAAGGAAAUCCUGAGAGAGCACCUCAACAGCCCCAUAGAUUUCCAUGGUGGUCAGAGAGUUGGUGGGUCCUGCCUGGUGAGGUUUUGCUCAGGACAAACAGUAGGAAAUAGCCAGUGGGCUUCCCCCAUCAAGUUUCUUCCUCCUGGAGCUGAGACUUGGCCAUGAACAGGGAGAAGCUGAUCAAGAGGCCCCAGGGCUUGGAAUGGAGAAGUUAAAAGUGAGCAGAUAAUUGUGGCCAGAACCUCAGCUCUGGAGUUUUUUAGCUUCUGCAUGUGUAUGUGUAAGUAGGAUCCAAGACAAAAUGGACCUUUGACCAGGCCCAGCACAACCUUUCCAAAAGCUAGGGGCUGUGGCCGGAUACAGCGUGACAUUACUGAGUAUUCAGUCAAGAAAUGGUCACCACCCCUUUACCAGAGACACCUACAUUUCCAUAACUGAGCAGUCACAUCAGUGUCCUGUCCAACUCACACCUCUCUCCUUUGAUUUGUUUCCCCAGAAUCCAGGCUGCCCCACGUGGAGGAGCCACCCCUAGGUCAGAAAGAUGGGGGAAAUGGAACAGAUGAAGCAGGAGGCUGAGCAGCUGAAGAAGCAGAUUGCGGAUGCCCGGAAAGCCUGUGCAGACACGACGCUUGCUCAGAUUGUGUCCGGGAUGGAGGUUGUUGGGCGCAUCCAGAUGCGGACCCGAAGGACCCUGCGGGGACACCUGGCCAAGAUCUACGCCUUGCACUGGUCCACGGACUCCAAACUAAUGGUCAGUGCCUCACAAGAUGGGAAACUGAUUGUGUGGGACACAUACACAACUAACAAGGUUCAUGCCAUCCCUUUGCGUUCCUCCUGGGUCAUGACCUGUGCCUAUGCCCCCUCUGGCAAUUUUGUGGCCUGUGGAGGCCUUGACAACAUGUGCUCCAUCUACAGCCUCAAGUCUCGUGAAGGCAACGUCAAAGUCAGCAGGGAGCUCUCAGCCCAUACAGGAUACCUCUCCUGCUGCCGAUUUCUUGAUGACAACAAUAUUGUGACUAGCUCUGGAGAUACCACAUGCGCGCUCUGGGACAUCGAGACGGGGCAGCAGAAGACUGUGUUCAUUGGUCACACUGGAGACUGCAUGAGCUUGGCCGUCUCCCCUGACUUCAAACUCUUCGUCUCUGGGGCUUGUGACGCUACUGCCAAACUGUGGGACGUGCGGGAGGGCUCCUGCCGUCAGACCUUCUCGGGGCACGAGUCCGACAUCAACGCCAUCUCCUUCUUCCCUAACGGCGAGGCCAUCUGCACCGGCUCCGAUGAUGCCACGUGCCGCCUCUUCGACCUGCGGGCGGACCAGGAGCUCAUCGUGUACUCCCACGAGACCAUCAUCUGCGGAAUCACCUCCAUUGCCCUCUCCCGCAGCGGGCGGCUCUUGUUUGCUGGCUACGAUGACUUCAACUGCAACAUCUGGGACUCCCUGAAAGCAGAGCGUGUGGGAAUCCUUUCUGGCCACGACAACAGAGUGAGCUGCCUGGGGGUGACGGCGGAUGGCAUGGCUGUUGCCACUGGCUCCUGGGACAGUUUCCUCAAGAUCUGGAACUGA
Molecule: messenger RNA, 2151 nt
Organism: Prinia subflava (tawny-flanked prinia)
Lineage: Eukaryota; Metazoa; Chordata; Aves; Passeriformes; Cisticolidae
Gene: GNB3
Product: G protein subunit beta 3
Exons: 9
Coding region: 1129-2151 (340 amino acids)
Biological process (GO): G protein-coupled receptor signaling pathway
Cellular component (GO): heterotrimeric G-protein complex; cytoplasm
Molecular function (GO): signaling receptor complex adaptor activity; protein binding
Source: RefSeq, a predicted model, not a curated record